Molecule: messenger RNA, 5492 nt
Organism: Caenorhabditis auriculariae
Lineage: Eukaryota; Metazoa; Nematoda; Chromadorea; Rhabditida; Rhabditidae
Source: the annotation of a GenBank genome assembly
AUGAACGACGGAACGUUCACCUUGAUGAAUUUGCUUUCCUUGGCCCUUCCUUUCAAGGAUUUCACUGGGACCGACCUCCAGAGACACUACGAUAAUGAGGUUUGAACUAAUUUGUUGCAAAAUCUUCAUAAAAAGCCGUUGUUUUAUGACAAUGAAACAGCUGGUUCCAGAAAAUAUUCCUUUUGAGCGCUCAAAAAUUCGAAAAAUUAUCUUUUUACCACCUUUUAUGAGUGGAUAAUAUACGAAAAUCUAUUAAUCAAAACAUGUUUGCUCUAUUGACAAUACUUCCAAAACAUGAACUAUCUUCGGACUUUGUUUCUGAGCAUUUCUAAGGAUCCCUUUAGCGGCGUGAGCCCCUUAAGUGCUCCCUACAAAGCUUAAAAACGUCCGUAGCGUUACCAAGUUUUCUUACUGAAGCUUAUAUCUCUUCAGCCCUUUUUCAAAUUUUUUAAACGGGAAAAACUUCAGAAUCUCAAAAUCCUCAGAAACUCUAGAGUGGUCCUUAUAGGGGUUAGGGCAAAAAAGGACCCUGCAGGAUAAAUAAAAUUACCCUUUAUAGAGCUAAAAUUAAAGUGGUCCCUAGAGGGUUUUAGGGUCUGACCUCUGAGCCCCUGAAGCUAGGGACCGCAGACGAAUUUUCAAAAAAAUUUUUUCAGCGUUGAGCUUUGUAUGGUUUGAUAGCUGAUUCGAUUCAAAACUCAGAACCGUUUAGUUUUUCGAAAAAGAUUGAGGAUGACAAAAGUUGUGACGCAAAAUGUGGCGCGCCGCGCACCAUUUUUUUAGUACUGAAAUUUUGGUAUUAUCCAUUUUUGACAUUUUUCUCGAUUUUUCUUCUAGAACAAGUUUUGAUACUGGUCUAUUAUGAUGUAACAAAUCAUAAUAGAGUGUUAAAAUGAUGUUAAUCAGCUAGUUUGCCGAAAAAGUCGGUAUUUUCCAGAAAACAAAAAACUGCCGCUUGCGGGCAUGGAACUCGCGACCUCAAAAGGAAAAAUCGCAGCGCACGCGCUGCGCCAAGCUGUCGGGUCUAGCAAGGGAAGCUUCCAUCCGCCAUACCCUUGAGCUGUUUGAAUAGCACAGAUUGCCUAUUUCAAAAAUAAAAACUUGAAGUAAUUUAGCUAUUUUUAUCAGAAUAUGUUCGCAAAUCUUUACUCAAACUUUCCGUGAAAAAUUCACUUCGAAAAAAACUGUUUUUUUAGUGUUUUUUUGCCUCGUUUAACGAUCGCUGCCUUAAAAACGGCCCCCGUAAAUUUUUUUGGCAAAGACGAAUUUUUUUAUUUUUAUUCUUUUUAUUUGAAAGAUUUUUUUACUAGUAAAUGUAUAUAACCGUUCAAAAAAACUUGCGUUCGACCGCUUUCUGUGUGAUAAACGCCGCUAAUUUUUAUUCUCUAUUUUUCAAGAGCAUUUUUUUGCGUAUUAAACAGCUUUUUUUCAAGCACAUAUUCUGUGGAGAAAAUAUUUAAGUAAGCCCAUGGUCUAAAUAUUGAAAAAAACAAAAAAACUCGAUUAUAUUCGCUUAUUAACGAUAUUUUUGAAUUAUGACUUUCGGCACUCCCUAAAACUUUUGGCAAAGACGAAUUUUUUAUUUUAUUGUUUUAAAAUUACCGUUACUUGAAUCAAAAUCAUUAUUUAAAAAAAGAAAAAGUGCGUUCGACCUGAAAACACAUGAAAAAGCAAAAAAUGACAAAUUUUUUUAGUUGCAUUCACGUUUUUGUACGACAUUCCGCGCGAACGCAUCAAAAAAAGCGUAAAAUAUUUUUUUAAACGAAAGAGGAAGCUUUUUCUGUACAUGUGUGUCAAAAUUUAUUAUCCAGUUCCACAUAUUUUGCAACUACAGCAAAGUUAAAGUUGAAAACCAAAAAAAAGCCACUUUUUCUAUCGUGAAAAGGGGCGUGGCUUUGCGGUCCCUACCUGAAGCUCAAGUGGCCCCUAUAGGGUCUUCUUGAUGAUUUUUGGUUCGAAGAAAUUUAAGAAAAUUAUUUAUUCGUCCUCUGUUGAUAUUUUUCAUUCAAAUCGAGUUUUUCGCGUGGAAAUGCUUUUUCUCUUAGAGUUUAACAACAAUAAUCGACUGUCCCCUAUAGUGACCGUUAACUGAAACUCUUUUAGGGGUUACUUUUGGAAGCCUUACUGGUUCUAUUAAGGGUGGUAAAGUGGCCCCUAUAGGGAUAGAAUGGAGCCUUCAUGUGCCUCUAAGUUCACCCCUAUAGGGACCACUCUGAAGUUUCGAAGUCAGUUAUUUUCUGAAUCCUUUUCUUGAAUGGUUAAAGCUUCAUUUGAAAUACUUUAUCAAGGUUUUCAUAAAUAGCUCAUUUUUGAAGAUGCGUCUGAUCCGAGAUCUGUCCAAGAAUCCCAACCUGACACAGCCUCUGACAAAAUUGCCGGCCAAAGUUAUGCCCUACUUUGUCAUAACUCAUGUUCAUGAAUUGGUUUUGUUCUUUUUGUCAUAGUUUUUGAUGAAAUCCAUUUUUAGGAUCAAGAAGAGCAAGUGAUGAUGCUGUCAGGGUCGUUGACGCUGGUAAAACUUUUUUUUUCUAACUUUUGACUUUUUGGACUUUUUCGAAUUUCACAGGGAAAUUUUCAGAUUUGUGUGGAGAAGUAUUUCGUUUUUCAGGAAAAUCAGAAUCAGAAAGAGAACUUUUACUUUCGAAAUGAAAAAUUUUAUUUUCGCAGUUUUAUUUUUACAGUCCAAGGGUCUCGUAGUUCGAAAUACUGUUUCAACCAAGCUAAAUCUAGGAUCAACUAACCCGUUUUUUCUAAUAAGAGUUGUAUACAAAAGUGGAAUGAGUACUCGUCUAGAAUUUCGAAAAACGGAUUUAAAUAUAAAAAAUACGUUUUUUGCAAUUUUCGAUCAUUUUGCAUGAUAAGCUAGCCCUUUUCAUCUUCAAAUUUUUGUUAAAUUUCAAUUUAUAUUAUUAGAUGUGGCUCGAUGAUCGCCUAGAAUGGAACAUGAGUGAAUACGGCCAAAUCUCCGAACUCUCAAAGAGUCGAUUUGGAUCCUUCGGCUCCAGACAGCUCAAAAUCUGGGUUCCUAAUGUCCAUGUCACGGAUUUGUGGGUUUUAUCAACUCUUUACUUUUUUCUACUUUAAGGUCGGAUAUUUUAUAUCUUUUCAGAUCAUCAAAAACCGAGGCUUACUUGGCAUUUGAAAAGGCAGAGCUUCUGAUAACCAACAGCGGAAUGGUCCGCGCCACGGUAUUUUUUGACUUUUUCCGCUAUUUUUUUAAAAAUUUUAAGUCUGUUUGAAAAAGAAGCGCUGAUUUAUUUGGCCGUACAUCGACAUAUUUAAAAAGAUUUUUAUCAAAACGAAAGGCCAUUUUUUUAAUGUUAUUUUUAAGUCAUUUCUGCUAUUUUAACCCUUCCAGAAGGUUUUUGAACUUUUCAUUGGUCUCAAAAAUUUUUCUCAAGUUUUUUCUGAUUUUUUCUGAGGUGGUUCUUGAAUUUUCUUUCUCGAAAAUUUGGAAAAUAUCCUGAUAAUUCAAAAAAACGACCUUUUUUCAUGACAGCCUUAUAGUUUUUUCUGUCAGUAGGUCUCCUUCAAAGACUCUAAAAGUUUCAAACAUGCGAUUAUUCGUAUUACUACUAAAGUGGUCACUUGCUUUACAAAAAUUUCCUUCUCAAUGACGUCAUUCAGGUAAAUCUAAACAUCAAAACAACGUGUUCCUUUGAUGUCGCCGACUACCCGGACGACACACAAAAUUGCACUUUUAGUAUUUAUUCUCCAUUGGCGGCCGAUGUGUGAGUUAAUGGAUAGAGAUGGAUAAAUUUGAAUUUUUCGGAAAAUGGAUACUUUAUAUGAGGUGUAGAAGUUUCAUUUUUCGCAAUUUUUGAACUUUUCGAUUUUUGAAAAUCACUGGAAAAACUCCUUGAUGACGAAUAAAGACCGCAACAAUUUUUGAUUUUUGAUGAAAAGCGGUCUUGAAAUGGUUUAUAAGUCAGAUUGAGGCGCCCUUCCUCGGAAAACAAGAAGUUUCAGAGUUCAAUACUUCUAGAAUUUUCAUCUGGCCAGUUCCCAAAAAAAAUACAGCAGAAAAGUCAAAUUUUGUGGGUUGAGAGUCCCGCCACCGCUCCAAAUUCGACAGCAUCCGUCUUUUUUCAGAUUCCAAUUCACGAGGUUUGGCGGUGUGGUCAUCCCAAGGGCUGCUCCGGCCGUCGACGUCGCCGAUUUUGUCGUUGAUCGGAUCGAUUCGAGUAGUAUGUAUCUGGCCGGAGGCUACGUUGUAGUCAAAAAUGUCGAAAAAUGGUGAAAAUUUGUUCCAAAUUUAUUUUUCAGAAGCAAUCUGACCAGUCAGGGACCUAUUUCUUAUUACUUAUAAGAUCAUAGAAACAUGGAAAGAACACUUGAAAAUGAGAGAGUAGAAAAGGUGCAGAGAAAUUGGACUUAUAUACUCGAUUUUGAACGAUUUGAAAGGGCAUGGACUUUUUUAUUCAAACAUUUGAAAUCCAACUCCGCCCGACUUUGAUAGACUUUCUCUUUUGCUGCAAGAUAUGACAGCGCGUAAGUAGUUUUAAGUCGGUCGCGCUAAACCAAAAAAAUAGGCCUUGUAAAAAGUAAUUGGAUAGAUAUAGCUGAUUCACGGCUAGCUUGGGACGCUAAGGGGGCGUGUCCUGUCUGCACUCUCCACGAGCCAGGCGCUAUCUCGUGCAUUAUCGUGUCAGGACCCUUUUUUCGAUGGCUCAAGCCAGCCGUGAAUCAGCUAUAAAUGGACUAUAAACUACACUCUGCAACACUAUUUCAGUGCAAACUGCCAAAAAAAAGCUAAAUUUUUUUAAAGGAGAAAACUCGCCUUCCUUCGAUCCAUCAACCGCUACAAUAUCGUUUUCAAACGCAAAAAUGUCUACUAUCGUCACAUGGCCAUGCAAAUGUUCUGCAUAUCCGCGUAAGAAUUUAUCUUUUCCAGUAUUUUUUCAUUUUUCUUUUUUUCAGAGCUGUCAAUGUAAUCGCAAUCUUGCCAACGAUGAAAGCGGUUGUUCUUUUGUUGAUGUGCCUUAUGGCUCAGGUAAGUUCUACUUUAUUAUUUUUUCAAAAACUCUUUUGACAACAACAUUGAUCAAUUAGAUCAUUUUUUCAAAAAAUUAUUGAAAUUCCAAGGUUCUCCACGCAAUCUAUCUGUUUGGCCAGCUGCCUCCAGCCUACGUCUCCCUUCCAAGAAUCGGUACGUUUCAAAUACGUAUAUUAAAGUCGAAUUCAAAGUAAAAGUUAAUCGAUAAGAAGGAUGGAGAAUAGGUAAAAAAAAAGAUCGAACAACAAUACUAAUUUAAAAAAUCCAACAAAAAAUUAAUUUUUUUUCACCUUUUUUCCGAAUUACAGUACAAGUCGGUAUGUUUCUGAUGCUGGAGACGGUCCUUUUGAUGGCCUGGCGAUCUUUCUGCAUCCAUUUCCGACAACACUACGAAGUAUCCAAAAAAAACUGGGUGGAUUAUAUUACAAUCGCCGACACACUUGUCAUUUUCUCCUGCUUUGCCUUUUUAAUCUUCAGCGCGUUCAUUUUGUUCUAA